Molecule: messenger RNA, 1822 nt
Organism: Empidonax traillii (willow flycatcher)
Lineage: Eukaryota; Metazoa; Chordata; Aves; Passeriformes; Tyrannidae
Product: lipoxygenase homology domain-containing protein 1-like
Exons: 7
Coding region: 1-744 (247 amino acids)
Molecular function (GO): protein binding
Source: RefSeq, a predicted model, not a curated record
AUGACUGCAUGUAUAUAUGGUACUCAUGGUGACACAGGAGACAGAUCCCUUCUCAGGCCAUUGCACAAUGUCCAGCAUGGAGAGGAAAAUGAGUCAUUUCUAGUUACUGUGGAUGCUGUUGAGUUGGGAGAACUGGACAAAAUUGUUCUUUUGAUCAGCAGCAAAACAGACUGCAAACUGAACAUUAAAAAACUGCAUGUGAAAGAAGCUACAAAGGAGUAUCCUAUCUAUGUAUUUGAAAUUAAUGAAGAAUUUUCUGUGGAUGCAAAUAAGCCUGAAAUACAGAGAGAUAUCCCAAGAUCUUUUGUUAUUAGAGGAGAUAAACAAAAGAAUGCCUUAGAUAACAACUUAAAUAAAGAUAGAAGUCAAGCAAGAAAUGUGACAGAGUAUACUAUUAAAGUGUACACAGGUGACAAAAGGGGAGCAGGGACUGAUGCCAAUGUGCAUAUUAUUUUAUUUGGGAAUGAGGACAAAUCUGAGGUAUUUCAACUUUCUCAGUCACUAGAGCAUCAAAACCCCUUUGAAAGAGGAAAGGUCGAUACAUUCAAGAUUAAGACAAAAAAAUUAGGCAACCUGUAUUCAAUUGAAAUUGGUCACGAUGGGAAAGGAUUCGCAAGUGGCUGGUUUCUGGAAAAAGUGGAAAUCACAGAUGCAUCUAGAAAUUCAGUGUAUUGCUUCUACUGUAACAGGUGGCUUUCUGAAGAUGAAAGUGAUGGCCUCACCACAGUGCAACUUUAUCCAUAGCUGCUUGAUUUAUGAUUAUUUCUGAGUGUGUUGCUUCUCCAAAUUCAUGCUGAUUUGAUUUGAUUGUAUUUUAUAACUCUGAAGGUAUUGUAAUUUUUGUGCAGAAAUGUCAAAACAAUGAAUUAAAAACAUCACAGUAAAUUAAACAUAUCUAAUGUGAACACAGAAUUCUGAUCCUACUGGAGAUGCCCAAAAGCUUUGCAUGACUGAAAUUUAGAUAUCAGAAAUUUAAAUAUAUAACACGGCUCUGUGGACUUGAUCUGAGCAAUCAUAGUGGUAGACAUAUGUAGUAACAUACUCAAAUAUUUUUGUUUCAGCAAUAAUUUGUGGGUAAGCUAAGUUUAGCUCUUGUAUCAAAUCUGUCAGUAUUUACUAAUUUGAUUAAUCUUUUUCAAUAUCAACAUUUAUUAAAAUUUAGAUUUUCUCUAAAUCAUUUUCCAAACAAAUUGCACAAUGCUUUAGCCUUACCAUAUAUUACUGUCCUUUCCUAUAAGACCAUAACAGAGAGUAAUAAAGACCUUGUUAUUUAGGAGUUCACCCUGUGUUGGUAAGUCUCUCACUGACAUUGAUUGUAAAAUCAACUGAAACAGAAACUCAGCUGUGAACUUUUAGAUCCAAAAAUGUCUUAAGAGAGGCUGUUAUCAGCAACACUGCAAUAGCUUACUGGCAGGCUUAGGCAGCUCCCUGCUUAGCUGAAGGACUUUUGCAGUGCCUGUCCUUAGCCAACUAACUGGCUUUGCAGUACAAUAUGUGUGAACGCCUUUACUUCAAAGAGAGAGAGAAAAAAAGAGAACAAUUAUUUUUGCAAAUGCACAAUAAAAUAGUAACAUGUUUAGCUAUAAAUGCACAAAUUAAUGUUUGGUUUGGUAGGCUUUGAUAUGGCCAGGAAUUGACUCAGGAAGAGUUUAGGAUCCAGACAAGUCUGAACUGAAAUCAUGACUCACAUAUCACCAGAAGUUUCACGUGUGUGAUCAAAAUACAAAUAUUGUAUUUAAGCUACGUAGAGCAUCCCUCUGUUAAUCAAAGGCUUCACCUUUGUACUUCCAAAAUCUAAAAUCUUUAUCAAGCUCUGAAAUUU